ACUCCCCUUCCUCGCCGCCUUGGUCGCGUCCAUGCUGCCGUGAGUCCAGUCGGACCGCACCACGAGAGGUUCAAGAUAGGGAGGUGCGGGCGCGACCAUACGCUCUGCGGCGGCAGAGCCUCGGCGCUGCCUCAGUCUGCAGCGGGCAGCAGAGGAGUCGCGUCGUGCCAGAGAGCGCCACCGUGCUCCUGAGCCCCUCGCGCUCCGCCCCCGCGGCCCACAGACCCACUGCCCCUUGGAACCCCUGCCCCAAGCCGCCACCAUGAACUACCUGCGGCGCCGCCUGUCGGACAGCAACUUCAUGGCCAAUCUGCCGAAUGGGUACAUGACAGACCUGCAGCGCCCGCAACCGCCCCCGCCGCCUCCCUCGGCCGCCAGCCCUGGGGCCACGCCCGGCUCCGCGACAGCCUCUGCCGAGAGGGCCUCCACAGCUGCUCCGGUGGCUUCUCCAGCAGCUCCUAGUCCUGGGUCCUCGGGGGGCGGUGGAUUCUUCUCGUCGCUGUCUAACGCGGUCAAGCAAACCACAGCGGCCGCAGCCGCCACCUUCAGCGAGCAGGUGGGCGGUGGCUCUGGGGGCGCAGGCCGCGGGGGCGCCGCCGCCAGGGUGCUGCUGGUCAUCGACGAACCGCACACCGACUGGGCAAAAUACUUCAAAGGGAAGAAGAUCCAUGGAGAAAUUGACAUUAAAGUAGAGCAAGCUGAAUUCUCUGAUCUCAAUCUUGUGGCUCACGCCAAUGGUGGAUUCUCUGUGGACAUGGAAGUUCUUAGGAAUGGAGUCAAAGUUGUGAGGUCUCUGAAGCCAGACUUUGUGCUGAUCCGCCAGCAUGCCUUCAGCAUGGCACGUAAUGGAGACUACCGAAGUUUGGUCAUUGGACUGCAGUAUGCUGGAAUCCCCAGUGUAAACUCUCUGCAUUCUGUCUACAACUUCUGUGACAAACCCUGGGUGUUUGCCCAGAUGGUUCGACUACACAAGAAGCUUGGAACAGAGGAAUUCCCUCUGAUUGAUCAGACUUUCUAUCCUAAUCACAAAGAGAUGCUCAGCAGCACAACAUACCCUGUGGUUGUGAAGAUGGGCCAUGCACAUUCUGGGAUGGGCAAGGUCAAGGUAGACAACCAACAUGACUUCCAGGAUAUUGCAAGUGUUGUGGCACUGACUAAGACAUAUGCCACUGCUGAGCCCUUCAUUGAUGCUAAAUAUGAUGUGCGUGUCCAGAAGAUUGGGCAGAACUACAAGGCCUACAUGAGGACAUCAGUGUCGGGUAACUGGAAGACCAAUACAGGUUCUGCUAUGCUUGAGCAGAUUGCCAUGUCUGACAGGUACAAGUUGUGGGUAGACACAUGCUCAGAGAUUUUUGGGGGACUCGACAUCUGCGCAGUGGAAGCGCUACAUGGCAAGGAUGGAAGGGAUCACAUCAUUGAGGUGGUGGGCUCCUCCAUGCCACUCAUUGGUGAUCACCAGGACGAAGACAAGCAGCUUAUCGUGGAACUGGUGGUCAACAAGAUGACUCAGGCUCUGCCUCGGCAGCGGCAGCAGCGGGAUGCUUCCCCUGGCAGGGGCUCCCACAGCCAGUCUUCAUCCCCAGGAGCCCUGACCUUGGGCCGCCAGACCUCCCAGCAGCCUGCAGGUCCGCCUGCUCAACAACGACCCCCGCCCCAGGGAGGCCCUCCACAGCCAGGCCCAGGACCUCAGCGCCAGGGACCCCCGCUGCAGCAGCGCCCACCCCCACAAGGCCAGCAACAUCUUUCUGGCCUUGGACCGCCAGCUGGCAGCCCUCUGCCUCAGCGCCUACCAAGUCCCACCGCAGCACCUCAGCAGUCUGCCUCUCAGGCCACACCAAUGACCCAGGGUCAAGGCCGCCAGUCGAGGCCAGUGGCAGGAGGCCCUGGAGCACCUCCAGCAGCCCGCCCACCAGCCUCCCCAUCUCCACAGCGUCAGGCGGGCCCCCCGCAGGCUACCCGUCAGGCAUCUAUCUCUGGUCCAGCUCCUACCAAGGCCUCAGGAGCCCCACCCGGAGGGCAGCAGCGCCAGGGCCCUCCCCAAAAACCCCCAGGCCCUGCUGGUCCUACUCGUCAGGCCAGCCAGGCAGGUCCCGGACCUCGCACUGGGCCUCCCACCACACAGCAGCCCCGGCCCAGCGGCCCAGGUCCUGCUGGACGUCCCACCAAACCACAGCUGGCCCAGAAACCCAGCCAGGAUGUGCCACCACCCAUCACCGCCGCUGCCGGGGGACCCCCGCACCCCCAGCUCAACAAAUCCCAGUCUCUGACCAAUGCCUUCAACCUUCCAGAGCCAGCCCCUCCCAGGCCCAGCCUUAGCCAGGACGAGGUGAAAGCUGAGACCAUCCGCAGCCUGAGGAAGUCUUUCGCCAGCCUCUUCUCCGACUGACACCCCACUCUGAGAACCCCUAAACCCCCAGACAACCCUCUCUGGGUCCUGAGUCCAUUUCUCAUUUUUGGAACCUCCAAAUCCCUUGAAAACCCCUCUCCUGGUUCUCCUAGAUCCCACUUCUCAUUCCUCAAUAUGUCCCUUGAGAAACCUGGUCCUGAAUCCAGUUCUCACAUUUGGGAAUCCCCAAGUCCAUUUAGAAUCCUGUUCCUGAUCACCUCCAGAUCUGUUUUAGAACCUCCAAACUACUGAAGACCUCUAUUUCUGGUACAUCUAAAGGGUGAUUUCUUCCCUGAAAGUUCCUGACUGGCAGAAAACCUGUUUCUGACCUAAUACAUCGAAUCCUCUCCCGGAGCUCCGAAAUUCCUGAAAAACCCUAUUCUACUCUUAGUCCUGAAUCUCUCCCACACACCUUGCUCCUAAUCAGAAAUUUCCAAUUCUGUAAGAAGCCCCUAUCCUUAAACCUCUUCCAUAGAUCAUCUCUCUGGAGAUCCACAUCUUCAAAUGCCACCUACCAUCCACCAAACAGUCCCUCAAGGACUCCCCUUCACUUCUUCCCCUCAAUCCCAUUCAAUAUACUGGAAGUUCCUUCCACUUCUAGGACUCCUAAGUUCCCUCCUCCAGAAACCCCUCCCCAAUUUCCUGCCUCUGACAGCUGUCUUUAUGCAAACUCCACCCAUCCUCAGAAUCCUUUGCACAAGGAAGGCCUGUGGUCUCCCACUCCCCCACCUUUGCCGAUGUGUGUAUCUGUGACUGACUUGGCCUCCUUUCGUGCCAUGCUUAGCAUAUGUGGUCCUCGUUCAUGCCGCCUGUGGUAAUGCGUACAGUGGCGCUGUUUGUGUGGUCUGCAUCUUCCUCCAACCUCCACUCCUUGCCUGGACUUGCCCCACCCCUCAGCGGCUCUGAACCCCCAAGAGAAGAGUCGGGAAGCAAAAUAAACAAGCAAAGGCCCAGCAGAA
Molecule: messenger RNA, 3345 nt
Organism: Mus pahari (shrew mouse)
Lineage: Eukaryota; Metazoa; Chordata; Mammalia; Rodentia; Muridae
Gene: Syn1
Product: synapsin I
Exons: 13
Coding region: 263-2386 (707 amino acids)
Biological process (GO): neurotransmitter secretion
Cellular component (GO): synaptic vesicle membrane; synaptic vesicle
Molecular function (GO): ATP binding
Source: RefSeq, a predicted model, not a curated record